AUGAAGUCGGUUACUACCCUUGCCGGCCUCGCCGCGGUUGGCCAAGCUCUGACGCUCCCUCCUGUCUCGCUCCCUCCUCUGAUCCCCGACAUUCCGGGCGUCACAACUCCCCUCAACGACCUCUCGCCGGCUCUGCCCAUUCUGCAGGUGCCGACCCCGGCCGAGCCCAGCCCGCCGUUUGAGGCCAGCGACAUCAAGCCCAAGAAGAUUGGUUACUUCUGGACCGGUGCCGGUGACAAGCGUCACAAGGAUUUCUUGGCCACCUACUCGCUCGACGACGACACGUUCGGCACCCUCCUGUGGGUGACUGACGUCCCAUCCAGCGGCAACGACCCCCACCACUUGGGACCCUCGCUCGACGGCAAGACCCUCAUCGGUGGUGGUCUCCUGUCGCUGCUGAAGACCCAGGACACGGCCUUCUACUUCGACACCACCAACCCGUACCGCCCUACCUUCAAGAAGUCCAACCGCGGCAUUUUCUCGUCCAUCACCGACGAGAUCCGCGCCAAGCCCGAUGGCGGCUUCUACAUCACCUACAUGGGCUCGGCCGUGGGCACCUCGCCCGGCCGCCUCGUCGAGACCGACGCCGACUUCAACAUCAUCCACGAGUGGCCCGAGGUCACCGAUGUUGAGUCCACGCUCAACAUCCUGGACGAGCAGUUCAAUCCCCACGGCCUCAGCAUCGACUGGGAGCGCAAGAACAUUCUUACGUCUGACUUCGUCGAGCCGGUGACCAUCCUGCAUCCCAGCACCGGCAUCAAGCGUGCCAACACCCUCCGCCUGUGGGAUCUCGACACGAAGAAGAUCCUCAACACCAUCACCAUCCCUGACGGUGGCGGUAUCCAGGACGUCAAGCACAUCCCUGGCAACCCUGAGGGUGCCGCGCUCGCCACGGCUGUCCACCUCGGCCAGGUCUGGAUCAUCUACCCCGAGCGUCUCGACCAGCACGGCAAGCCCGGUGUCGCCGAGCUCCUGUACGAUCUCGGCCCGAAGGCCCGUGACACCACCGCCAUCUACACCGACAUCACCCAGGACGGCCGCUUCAUCUACCUGACCCUGACGACUGCCGACCACAUCGCCGCCCUCGACAUCUCUGACCUCAACAACGUCAAGCGUCUCGACAACCCCGAUGAGGACCAGCCGACCAUCGGCCCCCACUACAUCAAGGUCACCCCUGACCAGAAGCACAUCGUCGUCACCGACUACUUCGUCCAGACCGGCGCUCUUGGCUUGAUCAACACCCCCGCUGACUUCAAGGCGCUGUACAUUGACAUUCUCGACGACGGCAGCCUCAGCUUCAACCGCUCGAUCGACUUCGACCGCGAGUUUGCCAACCGUGGUGGUGCCAAGCCCCACUCGUCGGUUGUCUUUGACUUGACUGACCCUGACCACCCGCUCUACUACUAA
Messenger RNA from Dichotomopilus funicola, 1407 nucleotides. RefSeq lists its product as uncharacterized. NCBI's taxonomy places the organism in Eukaryota, Fungi, Ascomycota, Sordariomycetes, Sordariales, Chaetomiaceae. Bases 1 to 1407 code for a protein of 468 amino acids. Gene Ontology annotation, molecular function: protein binding. The transcript has 2 exons. The record is from RefSeq and is a predicted model, not a curated record.